Molecule: messenger RNA, 2486 nt
Organism: Dipodomys spectabilis (banner-tailed kangaroo rat)
Lineage: Eukaryota; Metazoa; Chordata; Mammalia; Rodentia; Heteromyidae
Product: kynurenine formamidase-like
Exons: 10
Coding region: 1024-2067 (347 amino acids)
Molecular function (GO): arylformamidase activity
Source: RefSeq, a predicted model, not a curated record
UUUAUACACUUUUGGCAAGGCUGGGGCUUUGCACUCAUCAUCAUCAUCAUAUCAUUUCUUGACAAAUCAACACACACUUCGAGAGAAUCAUAAAACAUCUCUAAAACAUGAUUUGCGUGUCCAAUGGCGGGAAGGAAUCUAGAAAGGAUUAUUGGUCAGAUCAAGGGGUUGAUGCACUUUAAAAUUUUUGGUUAAGUCACAAGGGUGGUGCAAGGGAGUACCUGCAGAACUGCAGGACUUUUUUGUUAGAUUUUGGUCACCACUCCUAUAUCUGGAAUCACAGACAAUUCCACCUCCGGCUUAUCUUAGGUAAACAUCACCUGCAGUUUUCCAAGUACUGUUUGCACAUAGCUUUUUGGAAUUUUCUGGCUUUAGGACUGCAGUAGUUCAGAGGUUAAAUUCCAGAAUAAAAUGAGGUCCCUGGUAAACUAAUGGUCAGGUCUUUCAGUGCCUCCUUCCGUUCUCUUCAAGAUUUUGUGUGUGUGUUCUCCAGUGCCAGUGCUGGGGCUUGAACUCAGGGCCUAGAUACUGUCCCCUAGAUUUCUUGAGCUACUGCUCUACCCCGUAAGCCACAGCUCCACUUUUGGCUUUUUGCUGUUUAACUGGGGAUAAAGAGCUUUACCAACUUCUGCACGGGCUGACUUCAAACCAUGAAUCCUCAGAAAUCAGCCUUCUCAUUAGCUAGGAUUACAGGUGUAAGCCACCCACACCUGGCUAGUCAAAAUUCAUUUUACAGUAAAGAAAAAUAUACAUCUAUAACUAUAAUCAAAAUAGGGAUAUAUAAAUAAGGAUAUAGACAUAUAGAUUCUAGAUGCAAAUGGGUAAGUACUAUGGUUCUUCUGUAUUUCUAGGUUCUUAAAGUAAUCAUGUUUACCUGGUGUAGGAGGGCUGGCAGGGGCGGGGCAGGAGGAAUGGGGAGUUAAUGUUUAAUGGGAAGAGGAAGUUCUGGAGGUGGAAGCUAUGUGGAUUACAGACAAUGUAAGUUAAGUGGAUAUUACCUGAUUGAACUUAAAGCAGGUUAAAAUGGAAGCAUGUUAUGCGUAUUUUCCCACAAUUGAAAAUACUGUACGUCCAUCGGAGCUUCGGCCUACUCCAUCUAGCCCCUGGGAGCUCCAGUUCUUGCAAGUUUUGGCCUUGGCGGUGCUGGGCUCCGAGCGUGCCCCGUGCCUGGCAGCCAUACUCUGGAGUAUGUCAACUCUUGAAGCAUGGAGAGCUCCUAGCAAACACCCUAAAUCCCAGCCCACAUGCACCACCAGCAAAGCCCGGGCCACCAGGAAGAGCCAGCUGGAUGUCCCCUAUGGAGAUGGGGAAGGGGAGAAAGUAGACAUUUACUUUCCUGAUGUGGUAUCUGAAGCUUUGCCUUUCUUCGUAUUUUUUCAUGGAGGAUACUGGCAGAGUGGAAGUAAAGACCAGUCUGCCUUCAUGGUCAACCCACUGACAGCACAUGGGGUGGCCGUGGUCAUCGUGGCUUAUGACAUUGCCCCCAAAGGCACCAUAGACAAGAUGGUGGACCAGGUGGCCCGCAGCAUCGCCUUCGUGCAGAAGAGGUUUCCAGAGAACAAAGGCAUUUUCCUGUGUGGACACUCAGCCGGGGCUCAGCUGGCUGCCAUGAUGCUCUUGGUUAACUGGUCCACGCAUGGAGUCACACCCAGUCUCAAAGGGUUUUUCCUGAUGAGUGGAAUCUAUGAUCUGGAACCUCUCCUGUCCACCUCCCAGAAUGCCCCUCUCCACAUGACACCGGAGGAUGCUCGGAGGAACAGCCCACAGCAGCACCUGGAGGUGGCCCCGGUGAAGCCUGGGAAUUCUACCUGCCCUGUGCUGGUGAUUGUGGGUCAGCACGACUCCCCAGAAUUCCACCGGCAGUCCUGGGAGUUCUAUGAGACACUGUGCCAAACAGGGUGGAAAGCCUCAUUUGAAGAACUGCCCAGCGUGGAUCACUUCGAAAUCAUUUGGAAUCUGACCCGGGAGGAGGACAGACUCAACCAGAUCAUUCUGAAAACCAUCUUCAGUAGGGCUGCAAGCCCUCUGCUUCCCAGAAAGCCUUUGGAGGUAAAGGCACAGCACUGACCUGCGCACCUGGCUCUGAGGUUCUGCUCCCUGCUGUGAAUGUGGCUAAUGUUCUUCCAAGUUCCCCUGGCCCCAGCCUUGAAGAAGCUUCAGGCAAUAUCCACAGUUCAAUCUGAGAUGCCUGAAGCCACCACUUGGCCAUGUCUGGCCCUUCUGCCUACUGACAGGGUGUGUGUGACAAAAUGACUUCUCUCUGGAGUGACUUGUGGAAGCUAUGAAUACCAAAAACGGAGCUGCUGGGGCCAGGAAGAGGAUGAGUGUUUGCUCAGCAUAUGUGAGGCCAAGUUCCAUCCCCAGCACUUGGGAAAAAAGUGAAUAAGGAGUCUUAAACUAGGAACUGGUUGUUGAUGCCUUGAUCCUAGCUAGUGAGGAGUCUGAGAUUUGAGGAUCAUGGUUUGAAACCAGCCUAGAGAGGAAAG